Aaosphaeria arxii CBS 175.79 is the source of this 1305-nucleotide messenger RNA. RefSeq lists its product as uncharacterized. The record is from RefSeq and is a predicted model, not a curated record. NCBI's taxonomy places the organism in Eukaryota, Fungi, Ascomycota, Dothideomycetes, Pleosporales. The transcript is spliced from 3 exons. The coding region runs from base 1 to 819 and encodes 272 amino acids.
AUGGCAGUCGAGCCGCAGAACAUAAACGCGACUGUCGCACAACCGCCUCAGUCGAAGCCAAAAGCCAAUGUCCUUCUUCCAUUGUAUAUCUAUCCCGCUCCUGGCGCGUGGGACCCUCUCUACGGCGCAUUGUCCCUUCAUCGCAGCGUGAAGUUUACAAUCAUUGUUAAUCCGAGCAGCGGACCAGGGGCGCCACCAUGGUGGCCGAAUCCAGAUUAUGUUCGAGAGGUGCCUAGGCUCAAUGCGCAGCCAAAUGCAGAGACAGUUGGAUAUGUGAAAAUUGAUUACUGUCGAAGACCGCUUGCCGAUGUGUACGCAGAUAUUGAUGCGUAUGCGAAGUGGUCGACAGAUAGUCGGUACCCUGGACUUGGCGUGAAAGGAAUUUUCUUCGACGAAACGCCGAAUCGGUUUACACCAGAGGUGGCAGCGUAUUUGAAUACUAUCACGCAGCGCGCGAAAGAAACAGCCGGGCUUGCAGGCAAUCGUCUCGUAAUCCAUAAUCCUGGGACGGCCGUGGACGCUACACUUGCUCAACCGGGACCGGACCUUACGACAGUGGUGGAAGAUUCGUUUGCUAAUUAUCGUACCGAUGAUUACCAGCGAUGGCUCGCAACGUCGCCUUAUAAUCGAACGAGGUCCAGCUACAUGGUCCAUUCGGUUCCGAAGUGUGAGGUAUCUGCUUUGACGCACGAACUUCGGGAUCGUGCAGAGUAUUUAUUCGUGACGGAUUUGACGCAAGCAUUUUACGAAAGUUUUGGACCGAGUUGGGCGGAGUUUGUUGCGGCUGUGGCGCGCGAAGAUACGCAGUGCAGUGCAUGACAAUCAAUACCCCCCGAGCAGGUGCCUGCUAACGGAUUGUUCUCGAGGCUUUUUUCGUGCAUAGCUCCUCGAUGAGUUUCCAGAUACGGCAACGAUCCAAAACCCGGGGGGAGGAUCUAAUCAAGACGUGGAUCCAGACCAGAGACAGGAAAGUCCUUCCUCAUCAAUAGUUGAAUAAGACUCUUCCAAUAUAGCUCAUCCUGGCACUUUGAUCUCCGAUUUACUUCGAAAGACCAGAAUUCACUAAUAAAUCGGAGUCAAGGCCCCACAAAUGAAGAAAUAGGAUACCAUCUGCGAAGUGAUUUAAGCUCAGGUCAUUGCUUUCUCGCUACACGAGCACGGCUCGAGGUAGUGGUGGCGACUUGAACGUGGCUUAACCAUUUUUUUGAGGUUGGUUCCAAAAGGUUCCCCAAUGCUCGCGAAACCUCCAGUUCUGCUCUUCGUGUUGCCAAAUCUCUAAACGUGAAACGGGUGUUACAAUCCUUG